Messenger RNA from Solanum verrucosum, 912 nucleotides. RefSeq names its product dof zinc finger protein DOF2.5-like. Lineage: Eukaryota; Viridiplantae; Streptophyta; Magnoliopsida; Solanales; Solanaceae. Gene Ontology annotation, biological process: regulation of DNA-templated transcription. The transcript is spliced from 3 exons. The coding region runs from base 88 to 912 and encodes 274 amino acids. Gene Ontology annotation, molecular function: DNA-binding transcription factor activity; DNA binding. The record is from RefSeq and is a predicted model, not a curated record.
AUUCUAGUAUUUCUUUCUUGCACUAAGGUCGAUACACCUCCAGACAAAUCUCUCAACCUUUUUAGUUUUUUUUUCCUUCUCAGAAUUAUGGAGACUACUCAAUGGUCGACGCAUGAGGAAAUUGGAGUAGUGAAAUCAUCGAUGGGUACUGCAGAAAUAAUGAAUAAGAAGGUGAGGCCAGUGAAGGAUGGGGCAAUAAAUUGUCCUAGGUGUAAUUCAUUAAAUACAAAGUUUUGUUACUACAACAACUAUAGCCUAACUCAACCAAGAUAUUUCUGCAAGACUUGUAGAAGGUAUUGGACUGAAGGUGGAACUCUAAGGAAUGUUCCUGUUGGUGGUGGUUCUAGAAAAAACAAAAGAUUAUCCUCUUCUUCUUCCCAAAAGCUCCCUGAUCUGAACCCUAAUCCCAAUAGUCAUGUUCCAGCUCAUCAUCAAAACCCUAACAAUAUUGUAAUUGGAAGUAACCAAGAUCUUACCCUUGGAUUUCGAACUGUGCCACAAGAUCAUCACACGUCGUUUCAUGGUGUCAUUCCUCAGUUUCUUGAAUUGCCAAAGAUGGAUGGAAGCAACAAUCAUCUAGGUACUCGGACUGGAAUAGCCUCAAGAGGGUUUACUUCAUUCAUCUCCUCAGCAUCAACACCAGAUUUGAAUGCUUUAUACAAUAAUUCAGGUUUUCCUUUUCAAGAAUUAAAGCCUGAUCAUGCAGCUUCUUUAAGUAAUAAUUAUUCAAGUGGUGGGCCAGGGGGUCUAGAAAAUGGAUCAGGUGCAAGAAUAAUGUUCCCUCUAGGAGGAUUAAAGCAACUUUCAAGUACAAAUCAAGUUGAUCAUCAGACUAAGGGACAUGAGAAUAAUAAUUCAACUGCUGGAUUAUAUUGGAAUGGGAUGUUAAGUGGUACUGGAGGAUCCUGGUAA